Messenger RNA from Lepus europaeus (European hare), 1704 nucleotides. It is a transcript of the gene DCTN2, whose product is annotated as dynactin subunit 2. Gene Ontology annotation, cellular component: centrosome; cytoplasm; dynactin complex. The coding region runs from base 133 to 1341 and encodes 402 amino acids. Gene Ontology annotation, biological process: mitotic spindle organization. The transcript is spliced from 14 exons. The record is from RefSeq and is a predicted model, not a curated record. NCBI's taxonomy places the organism in Eukaryota, Metazoa, Chordata, Mammalia, Lagomorpha, Leporidae.
AGACUUCCUGCGCCUCUGCCGCUCCCUUUGCCGCCGCCUUAGCCGGGGACCCGGACCCAGCCUCUCCCCUACCCGGUCACCGGCCCCGGCUUCACCGAGGCCCCGGUCCCCCAGCCCCGCCUCGCCGCCGCCAUGGCGGACCCUAAAUACGCCGACCUUCCCGGCAUUGCCAGGAACGAGCCAGAUGUGUAUGAAACCAGUGAUCUACCUGAGGAUGAUCAAGCGGAGUUUGAUGCGGAGGAGCUGACAAGCACAAGUGUGGAGCACAUCAUUGUCAAUCCUAAUGCUGCCUACGACAAGUUCAAGGACAAGAGAGUGGGAACAAAGGGACUCGAUUUCUCGGAUCGUAUUGGAAAGACCAAGAGGACAGGCUAUGAGUCUGGAGAAUAUGAGAUGCUUGGAGAGGGCCUGGGAGUGAAGGAGACUCCCCAGCAGAAGUACCAGCGACUACUGCAUGAGGUCCAAGAGCUGACAAGUGAAGUUGAGAAAAUCAAGACGACAGUGAAGGAGUCAGCCACUGAGGAGAAGCUGACCCCCGUGGUGCUGGCCAAACAGCUGGCAGCCCUGAAGCAGCAGCUGGUUGCUUCCCACCUGGAGAAGCUGCUGGGACCAGAUGCCGCAAUCAACCUUACCGACCCCGAUGGAGCUCUGGCUAAGCGCCUACUACUGCAACUGGAGGCAACAAAGAACAGCAAAGGGAGCUCAGGGGGAAAGACGGCUGGUGGGACCUCCGUAGAGAGCAGCCUUGUCACUUACGAACUGCAUUCUCGGCCUGAGCAGGACAAGUUCUCUCAAGCUGCCAGAAUUGCAGAACUCGAGAAGCGCCUGACGGAGCUGGAGGCAGCUGUUCGCUGUGAUCAGGAUGCGCAGAACCCCCUUUCUGCAGGUCUGCAGGGAGCCUGUCUUAUGGAGACUGUAGAGCUGCUGCAGGCAAAGGUGAGCGCCCUGGACCUUGCAGUUCUGGACCAAGUAGAAGCUCGGCUACAGAGCGUCCUGGGGAAGGUGAAUGAGAUUGCCAAGCAUAAAGCCUCUGUGGAGGAUGCAGAUACACAGAGCAAGGUGCACCAGCUGUAUGAAACCAUUCAGCGCUGGAGCCCUGUCGCCUCCACCCUUCCGGAACUGGUGCAGAGACUCGUUACCAUCAAGCAGUUGCAUGAGCAAGCCAUGCAGUUUGGUCAGCUCCUGACACACUUGGAUACCACUCAGCAGAUGAUUGCUAGUUCUCUCAAAGACAAUACCACCCUCUUGACCCAGGUGCAGACAACCAUGCGUGAGAACCUGGCCACAGUUGAGGGCAACUUUGCCAGCAUUGACGAACGGAUGAAGAAGCUGGGAAAGUGAGCACCUCCGGGAGACGGAGACGGGGGUAAUUCCGACCCCUCUGAACUGUUAACAGCUUACAUAGGAUUUCCCCCUCACCUUAACUCUUGCAGUCCCAAUUCCAUGUGACACUGGGAGCAAGGGUUCUUGCAUGUGGGGUCCAUCCCCCUCCCCUGAUGAAUACAGAGUGGCGGCUGGAGGGUAUUAGAUGGCGCACCCCCCGCGGGCCCAGGGGAUGAGGACGUGGGCCCAGCCACACGGCGGCUCACGUCCAGUACUGCUUUGCCGGGUGUGGGGAAGGACGGGGUCCUGUCCAGCACAGCUUUUGUGGCUGACUGUACUACUACACAUCUGAUUCUGCCCAUUAAAUGCUGUUGUACUCUG